UGUCACCUGUCACUUUGUGAGUGUGAUUGCCACUUAACCUCACACACACAAAUUUAAAUCCGUUAAAAUGCCGUGAAUUGUUAUUCAUUUUACUUCCGUGUUUAAAACAACAUCAAAAUGACAAACAAACUAAACCGCUACGAAAAAAUCGAAUUCCUCGGCGAGGGUCAGUUUGCCACCGUCUACAAAGCCCGAGACGUCGAAAACGACAACAUCGUCGCCGUCAAGAAAAUCAAAAUGGGCAGCCGCCAAGAAGCACAAGACGGCAUCAACCGAACAGCCCUCCGAGAAAUCAAACUACUGCAAGAACUCCACCACAGAAACGUCAUCGGUCUUUUGGACGUCUUCGGACACAUGUCCAACGUGUCUCUAGUUUUCGACUUCAUGGACACCGAUUUGGAGGUUAUAAUCAAAGACAACACGAUCAUUCUAACCACGGCAAACAUUAAAUCGUACAUGAUCCAAACUCUGCAAGGUCUGGACUAUUUACACAGAAACUGGGUGUUGCACCGCGAUUUAAAACCCAACAAUCUUCUGGUUAACUCUAGUGGAGUGCUCAAAGUGGGUGAUUUUGGUUUGGCCAAGCUUUAUGGGUCCCCGAAUCGGAUUAAUACCCAUCAGGUGGUGACGCGGUGGUACCGAUCACCGGAACUCCUGUUUGGGGCUAAAUUGUACAGUACUGGAGUGGAUAUGUGGGCUGUCGGGUGUAUUUUAGCCGAAUUGUUGUUACGUGUCCCGCUUUUCCCCGGAGAGUCGGAUUUAGACCAACUGACGAAGAUUUUUGGCGUUUUUGGUAACCCGACGGAGGAGAAUUGGCCUGGGUUGAAAAGUCUGACUGACUAUAUUGAAUUUAAACCGUUUACGCCGAUUCCGUUGAAAAACAUUUUUACUGCCGCUGGCGACGACCUGCUUGAUGUUAUAGGAAGUCUUUUAGUACUAAAUCCAUUGAAACGAAUGGAGUGUGCCGAGUGUUUAAGUAUGCCGUUUUUUAGCAACAAACCGGCGCCUACUGUGGGCUCAAAAUUACCGCUGCCACAGAAUAUUAGAAAAACUGAAACCGAACGACCCACGUUGAAGAGGAAGCUGCUCGACGCCGCCGACGGAGGGUCUUUAUCAAAACGCUUAUUUUUUUAAAUUUAUAGGGAACUUUGUACAUACAAUUGAACUCGAUUUUGGUUAUUUCUCGCAACAAAAAACAUUUUUUGUGUUAAAUAGGGUAAUAAAAUAAUUUGAAAGUCGUAAAAA
Molecule: messenger RNA, 1245 nt
Organism: Zophobas morio
Lineage: Eukaryota; Metazoa; Arthropoda; Insecta; Coleoptera; Tenebrionidae
Gene: Cdk7
Product: Cyclin-dependent kinase 7
Exons: 1
Coding region: 118-1134 (338 amino acids)
Biological process (GO): protein phosphorylation; positive regulation of transcription by RNA polymerase II
Cellular component (GO): nucleus; transcription factor TFIIH holo complex; transcription factor TFIIK complex
Molecular function (GO): ATP binding; RNA polymerase II CTD heptapeptide repeat kinase activity; cyclin-dependent protein serine/threonine kinase activity
Source: RefSeq, a predicted model, not a curated record